This is a messenger RNA of Condylura cristata (star-nosed mole), 954 nucleotides long. RefSeq names its product olfactory receptor 1P1-like. The transcript has a single exon. NCBI's taxonomy places the organism in Eukaryota, Metazoa, Chordata, Mammalia, Eulipotyphla, Talpidae. Gene Ontology annotation, cellular component: membrane. Gene Ontology annotation, molecular function: olfactory receptor activity; G protein-coupled receptor activity. The record is from RefSeq and is a predicted model, not a curated record. The coding region runs from base 1 to 954 and encodes 317 amino acids. Gene Ontology annotation, biological process: G protein-coupled receptor signaling pathway.
AUGGAAGGAGGAAACCAGACCAGCAGCUUUGAGUUCUUACUCUGGGGACUCUCAGAACGGCCAGAGCAGCAAGGUGCCCUCUUCCUAGUGUUCCUGUGCAUGUACCUGGUCACUGUGGCCGGCAACCUGCUCAUCAUCCUGGCCAUUGCCACUGAUGCCCAUCUACACACUCCCAUGUACUUCUUCCUUGCUAGCCUGUCCUGUGCAGACAUCCUUUGGGUCUCUACCACUGUGCCCAAGGCCCUCAUGAACACCCAGACCCAGAGCAGGUCUAUAUCCUAUGCGGGGUGCAUGACCCAGCUCUAUUUCUUCUUGACCUUUGGGGACAUGGACAGCUUUCUGUUGGCCACAAUGGCCUAUGACCGCUAUGUGGCCAUCUGCCACCCUCUCCACUAUACGAUGAUCAUGAGUCCCCGCCGCUGUACCCUUCUGAUCACUGCCUGCUGGACCCUCACAAAUCUUGUUGCCAUGACCCACACCUUCCUCAUAUUCCGACUUUCCUUCUGCUCUAAAAAAAUCAUUCUGGACUUCUACUGUGACCUGGGACCUCUCAUGAAGGUGUCUUGCUCUGACACUCAGGUCAAUGAGCUUGUGAUGCUCUUUCUGGGAGGCACAGUCAUUUUAGUACCUUGUAUACUCAUCCUGAUCUCUUAUAUCCGUAUUGUUACAGCCAUUCUCAGACUUCCCUCUGCCCAGGGGAGGUGCAAGGCCUUCUCUACCUGUGGGUCCCAUCUUGCUGUUGUUGCCCUAUUCUUUGGAACAGUCAUCAGGGCUUAUCUGUGCCCCUCAUCCUCUUCCUCCAACUCAGUUGAAAAGAAUACAGCAGCUGCUGUGAUGUACACAGUGGUGACUCCCCUGCUAAACCCCUUCAUUUACAGCCUACGGAACAAGGACAUGAAGGGAGCUCUGGGGAAGCUUCUCAGGGGACAAGUCUCCUUUUUGAGGGGCCAGUAA